AUGCGACCAUUUUCAGCAAUCCUUAGUCUCGGGGCUUGUAUCAUCCCGCUGGUAUCUGCCCAUGGCUUCGUUUCUGGCGUUACAGUUAACGGAGUCUGGACUGCUGGUGCUGAUCCCGUCUGGUAUUACUAUCCCAGCGGAACCUCCCCAGCAACUGCUGGCUGGAACUCAUUAAACCAAGAUCUAGGCUUUGUUGAGCCUGCCAACUUUGGCACUGCCGAUAUUGCGUGCCAUAAGAGCGCCACUGCUGGCAAGAACUUCAUCAACGUAAAUGCCGGUGACACGAUCAAACUCUACUGGAACACUUGGCCCGACAGCCACAAGGGCCCUAUCAUCAACUACCUUGCCCCCUAUAAUGGCCAGACAACCGCUGGUAGCUUGAGUUGGUCCAAAUUCAGCCAGAGUGCCAUUGUGAGCGGCACGACCUGGGUUACCGAUACCCUGAUUGCCAACAACUUCACCACAUCGACGGUGAUUCCCCGAAAUCUCAAGGCGGGCAACUACGUCCUCCGACAUGAAAUUAUUGCCUUGCACGGCGCCGGGAGCGACAAUGGCGCUCAGAACUACCCACAGUGCCUGAACCUCAAGGUCGGUGGUAGUGGUACUGUUUCACCUUCCGGAGGUACCGUGGGAUCCAGCCUGUACAAGCGAACUGACGCUGGAAUUCUCUUCAACUUGUACACCUCUUACACGAGCUACCCAUACCCUGGUCCAGCGCUUUGGACUGCCGCCAACUAG
Clonostachys rhizophaga is the source of this 738-nucleotide messenger RNA. NCBI's taxonomy places the organism in Eukaryota, Fungi, Ascomycota, Sordariomycetes, Hypocreales, Bionectriaceae. The record is from the annotation of a GenBank genome assembly.